CACCUGCGAUGGCUCCUCCCACUAGAGUAUAGAAGCACCGGUCUCGCCUCGGCGCCUCCGCCCUCUCCUGGUGCAUCGCCAGAUCCUGCCGUCAUCCUCCUCAGGAACUGUUCUGUGGCAUCUUCAGCUGGCACAAUGUCGAUUGUUUCUCUCUCCUCAUCCUGCGUUCUGACAAGCAGCAUUAAGUGCCAGCCCUCUUCUCCACUGAUCAAGAGCCCAUCCUCGUUGAGCUCCUUGAAGUGCAUCUCAAAAGCAUCAAACUUGAAGAUAUCAAACUGCUUCAGGGCAUCGGCCAUGGCGGUCUACACGGUGAAACUAAUCGACCCAGAGGGGCAGGAACAUGAAUUUGAAGCUCCAGACGAUACCUACAUUCUGGACGCAGCUGAGGCUGCAGGCGUAGACCUUCCUUACUCUUGCCGUGCCGGAGCAUGUUCUACGUGUGCUGGUCAGAUGGUGUCUGGUAACGUUGAUCAGUCCGAUGGAUCCUUCCUUGACGAAUCACAGAUGGCCAAGGGUUAUCUUCUUACCUGUGUCUCUUACCCAAGAUCCGACUGCAUCAUCCACACUCAUAAAGAAGGUGAUCUCUAUUGAUUGUCUGUGGUUGGGUUAACACCUUUAGUUGUGCUUGAAAUGAAUCAAAUAAUAUGCAAUUCCAAAGCUAGGGUUUUGUUGUUCAGAGGGUAGUGGUUCUCUGAUCAGGAAUUCUUGGUCUUGCUUUCAUAAUCUCAGUACUGGUGCUGAUACUGUAGUAUUUAUGAUCAGACGUUUUAAUUUUGCUUGAAAUUUAUUUAUGGUAGCAGCAAUUAUCUGAA
Molecule: messenger RNA, 812 nt
Organism: Musa acuminata subsp. malaccensis (wild Malaysian banana)
Lineage: Eukaryota; Viridiplantae; Streptophyta; Magnoliopsida; Zingiberales; Musaceae
Product: ferredoxin, root R-B2
Biological process (GO): electron transport chain
Molecular function (GO): electron transfer activity; 2 iron, 2 sulfur cluster binding
Source: RefSeq, a predicted model, not a curated record